Molecule: messenger RNA, 501 nt
Organism: Penicillium cinerascens
Lineage: Eukaryota; Fungi; Ascomycota; Eurotiomycetes; Eurotiales; Aspergillaceae
Exons: 2
Coding region: 1-501 (166 amino acids)
Source: RefSeq, a predicted model, not a curated record
AUGGAUGAGCUGACGCAGUAUCUCGACGGUAAUGUGACUGAUUCGGAGCCGCUAUCUUUUUGGAGAGAGAAUCAAUUCCGUUUCCCGGCGACGGGCGCUGGGGUAGAACGCCUAUUCAACACUGCACGCGAUAUCUGCCACUAUCGCCGCGGUCGUAUGGAGUCUAAGACCAUUGAAGAGCUGAUGCUAUUCCUCUGCACAUCGAGGUUUGACCUUGAUGUGCAGGAAGCUAAGGAGAUAGCACAAGAUCUCCCAUCUGAUGAGAUUGACGCAAUGAGGGAACAAACUGAUGAGAUACCAGAUGAUGUCGACGUUGAAGAGAUCAGUGAUACUGAAGAGCAGGGUGAUAGACCUGAAUCUGUAUCUGAGGAUCUGAUAGAUGUUGACGAUGAGGUUGAAGAUAACGAUGCUAUUAUCAGAUUCACUACUGCACCGUCUCAGGUGCGGACAUCGGGGAGAAAAAGGAAGCAUGUUGAUGAUGAACUGUAUGAACAUUAUUAG